GUUUGCAUGAUGGAGUCCACAUACAAGUCUCUCAUUUCCUCCGGGAUAAAGAUAAAAGUCAGCUCCACCUUGGACAAUUCUGUCGGAAAGAAGAAUAUCAUUGAUGAUAACCUCGAGACUUGCUGGACAUCUCAACAGGGUCUUCCGCAGUAUAUCCAACUGGUGUUCCCCGAACUAGUGAUACCGAAAAGCAUAUCCCUUACUUUCCAAGGCGGAUUCGUCGGGACACGGUGUUCUGUAGACGUCCUUGCUUCAUCAGAAGGUGCCAAGUGGAAGUCUUUUACACGGAUAUACCCUGAGGAUGUAAACCGGCGGCAGACCUUCGACCUAGUCCCACACGACUUGAGUUCAGAUCCCACGACGGAAGGGGUCAAGGCCAUCAAAGUCGUAUUUGAGGAGAGCUCUGACUUCUUUGGAAGGAUCACUGUAUAUGACUUGAAGCUCGAAGGGGUGGCUUUAUAAUUGUUCGAUCUGUUCGGGCUAUCGAGGAACCUUUUCCAACCCUCGGAGGCAACUUAGUUCGCAUCUUGCCUUUCGCUACAUUUCACGUCGUGUGACAACCGACAUACCUAGAAGAACAGUACUGGAUUACAUCUACAUUUAAAAUACUGCGGGGAUAAAGCAUUAGCACCCACCGGUCGUAUGAAUUGUAGCUAAGGCGGAACUUGAUGGGCGUUUUGCGUAUAUAUCCGCAAACUACGAGAGGUCCGUUGGUACUUACUUAUCCUAAUGCAUAUGCUUUCUUUCCAUAGUACCUCGAUUCAGAAUAGGUAUUUAAUUUGGUCGCUAUUGUGUCUUAUUGUUAGCUAAUUUAGUUAGCAUGAGCUCCGCAUUAACUAUUACUUCGAACACUCGAACUCCACGUAGAUAUCUAACCAUUCAAUGGCCCCUAAGAAGAACUCAAUUGUAUUGCAGUAUAAAAUGAUUCAUUACGCCACU
Messenger RNA from Serpula lacrymans var. lacrymans S7.9, 939 nucleotides. RefSeq lists its product as uncharacterized. The coding region runs from base 7 to 462 and encodes 151 amino acids. The record is from RefSeq and is a predicted model, not a curated record. The transcript has 3 exons. Lineage: Eukaryota; Fungi; Basidiomycota; Agaricomycetes; Boletales; Serpulaceae.